AUGUCACGGUGCUCUUUCGUCUUCGUCACGGCCAAAAACGCCGACAUCAAACUCAUCAACCGUUUCCUCCUCACCAUCCGGGACUGGGAGUACGGCGAAGAUGACACCUGGGACUGCUUCACCCUCGUCACCUCGAAGACGGAACCCCUCCCGCUAGACGCAGAAUCCACAAAGCCACCACUGCAAGAGUUGCCUCUAAACGAAUGGGAAGGCAGCUCCCUCGAAGAAGUCGAAGCCGCGGUCCUUGCGAGGGGCAAAGAAGAGGACUCGGCGUAUGGCAAGCAGCAAGGGCCCAACAACUUGAGCCUCUUCUUCGUGCUCGACGACAAGAGCGUCGAGGACCGGACCGUGAUCCUGUGCCAGCGGGCCGUUGACUGGGACGCGGAGCCGCUGACGUACCCGGAAGGGUUCAACAAGUUCCGGACGCCGUGGACGUCGGCUUACCUGGACUGGUGCAACCUCGACAUCUCGAAUAUCGGAUGGUCCGAGAUGUGUGACUGGGAGGACGCCGACGAGGGAAAGAAUGAGAGGGACGGGGUGUGGUGGACGUAUGGGAAUCACGUUGAGGAGCUUACCUCUGAGGAGAAUAGGAAGAAGCGGGAUGCUGUGAUUAAGGAGCUGGAGGGGCUUGGGCAAGCGUGA
Molecule: messenger RNA, 642 nt
Organism: Colletotrichum abscissum
Lineage: Eukaryota; Fungi; Ascomycota; Sordariomycetes; Glomerellales; Glomerellaceae
Exons: 1
Coding region: 1-642 (213 amino acids)
Source: RefSeq, a predicted model, not a curated record